UACACACUUACACAGUCAAACGGACAGUAUCAGAUCACAGUUUUGCAGAAUACAGACGCAGGAGCUGCAAUAAGAGCUGCACUGGGAUUUCACUGACACAUAUCAGCAAAAUUAACAGACAAUGCUCAUGGAGACAAACGCACCUUUCCCCCAGUUCCCUGGCAAUCACAGCCACACCAAUAUCACUUGUUCCCGUGACAACAUUUUGAAGACAGUGUUUUUUCCUGUUCUCUACUCCGUCCUCCUCUUGGUGGGGCUGUUACUCAAUGGCGUGGCAAUGUGGGUGUUUUUCCGGAUCCCCUCGCGGUCUCACUUCAUCAUAUACCUGAAGAAUAUUGUGGUUGCAGAUGUCAUCAUGACCUUUUCCUUCCCUUUCAAGGUGUUGUCAGACUCCAACAUGGCAUCCAUUGGCCUGCGUAUAUUUGUGUGUCGAGUUUCCUCGGUGCUCUUCUACCUCACCAUGUAUAUCAGCAUCCUCUUCUUUGGCCUCAUCAGCAUUGAUCGCUGUAGGAAGACCCUCAAGCCCUUUAAGGGGACUAAUGCAUCCCGGCUGGCCCGUCGGAAGCUCCUUUCAGGGGCCAUCUGGACCUUUCUGCUCGUUCUCUGUCUGCCCAACGUCAUCCUGACAUCUAAAACGCCGCCUUCUAAACACUUCAAGUGCAGCGACCUGAAGACAAAGGCUGGGCUGCUUUGGCAUGAGGUAGUAAAUCAUGUCUGUCAAGUUAUUUUCUGGGGCAACCUGGUGACUGUGGUAGUAUGCUACACUCUAAUCACCAAAGAGCUGUACAAAUCCUACUCCCGCACCAAGUCCCACAACGCUGGAGGGACAAUAUGUCAGGCACCAAGCAGGAAAACGACUCGCUCACCCCAGCAGGCCAAAAGAAAAAUUAAUGCAAAUGUGUUCCUGGUUCUGGCAGUGUUCUUUGUGUGCUUUGUGCCGUUUCACUUUGCCCGUGUGCCGUACACUAUAAGCCAGACCCGAAAGGUCUUUGACUGUAAACUCAAGCUCUUCUUCUUUCAGCUGAAGGAGAGCACUCUUUUCCUCUCAUCCCUAAACUCUGUUCUAGACCCGCUCAUCUACUUCUUCCUCUGUAAGUCCUUCAGGACCACUCUGUUCAAGACCCUGCAGCUGCCUCCUGGCACCUGCAGCUGGCUGACAGGGAGAGGGUCAGAAGUGGAUACAGGCAACACCCCUCUGAGAGACUCCUCUGCCAGUAUAUAAAACCACUGGACAUGAUGAAGACUUUUGUAGUGUGGUAGUGGUAUUUGAUAAUAAUGUUGAAAAUUGGUUCAAAUCCAAUUUGUGCUUUGUGAUUAAACUUUAGAGGACAUACAGUAGGUGACAGUCAUGGUCAUGUGUUUUCUGUCAUUUGCAGUCCCACAGUCUGUCCCACAGUCUGCCCCACAGGCAGAAAUGAAACGUGAAGGCCAUAGCACAUAUUUCUGUUCAUGAUAUGAUCAUCAUCACAAUGCCAUGCCUUUAAUAAUCAAAGCAUUGUAACUAACAGUAAUCAGCUGUUUUGAUUGUUUUCCUUUCUGUUCUCUAUAACACCAUUAAGUUUCUCUUCUGUUUUUUCAUGCCCAUUACUCUUAUAUAUAGAUAUAGAUAUUCAUUUACAGGCUGAAAAUGAAUCUCCUUUUAAGGACAACCACAGUAUUCAUCUAAAAUAAUUGACCUGUAUACUAAACCUCAAGUCUUAGGCUACAGAUAAACACCUGUCAGUACACUGACAUGUCUUAUUGUUGAGGUUGAUGUUUGUGUUAGAACUGAUAAUCAAACCACACAGCAGGUUAAUGUGUCCAAAUAAAUCAU
Messenger RNA from Seriola dumerili (greater amberjack), 1813 nucleotides. It is a transcript of the gene p2ry12, whose product is annotated as P2Y purinoceptor 12-like. The record is from RefSeq and is a predicted model, not a curated record. Gene Ontology annotation, biological process: G protein-coupled receptor signaling pathway. The transcript is spliced from 3 exons. NCBI's taxonomy places the organism in Eukaryota, Metazoa, Chordata, Actinopteri, Carangiformes, Carangidae. Gene Ontology annotation, molecular function: G protein-coupled purinergic nucleotide receptor activity. Gene Ontology annotation, cellular component: membrane. The coding region runs from base 122 to 1222 and encodes 366 amino acids.